UUAACUAUUCACAUGGUAUCAAUUAUUGUCAUGGCAACAAGGAUAGUAAAAGAAAUAUACGUAUAAUCCAUGCAACAACGACAACAACAAAAAUGUUCCAUAUUAUUUUAUUAUUAUAAUAAUAUCUGAUUGAUCUAUAGAAAACUUGCAUAGUAACACAAUACAUAAGCACCAUAACCUACUAAUUAAAGCAAUCCAUGUUAUGUGCAUGAAUUACCUUUCAAUAUGAUUAAAAACAAACCAAAAAAACCAGUAAACAAUAUAACUGGUUAAACCAUUUUAUCACCAUGUUGUAUAUUACCAGUUUCAAAUAGAAGUAGUUACUAAGGGAUUAGUUACCAAGUGAUUAAUAACUCAAUUACACAAUAUGUUUCUAUCACAAUUACAAAAGUAUUGGAAUAAUAUCUUUAUUAUAUCCAAUCUACUAUUCAUUGUAUUCGAUGUAGCUUUAUUGGCAUUACCUAUUAGAACAUUAGAUGUCUUAGCUAAUUACAAUAUAAUUUUAGAUUAUUUUAAACCAGUGAUCUUUCCAGUUGUCAUCUUUACAGCGAUUCUUGGACUAUUGAGUGUUUUUAUAGGUUUCAUUGGAUUAUGGAAAAAGAAGACUGUUUUUAUUUUGGUGCACAUUGUCGGUUUGACUAUUGCAACACUUAUUGAAAUCUCUAUAUCUAUAAGAUCAAAUUUACGGAAAAAUCAGUUCUUCAAAGUAGCUAAUCAAUCAUUAUGGAAUUCUAUUCAAUAUUAUGAAAAACAUCCAAAUUAUGAAAAUCAAAUGGAUAAUCUACAAAGAGAGUUUGAUUGUUGUGGUGUUAAAUCAUAUACAGAUUAUAAAAGAACGAUAAUUGCCCUACCAAUUUCUUGCAAAACAGGCAAUUCAAUUCAUUCAAAAGGUUGUGCUGAAGCCCUAUAUGAAUAUAUCCAACAUUGUAUCAUGAUAAUAAUAUAUAUAUGCAUUACAUUCGCUAUCGUUAAAGCUAUCUAUUUGGCCACUUCUAUUCUUCUAUAUCGUAAAUCUGAUAAGAAUAAUAUAUCUGCAUAAAUCUGUUUUUCGGGAGGGGGGCGCCGGACCCAAAUGAUGUAGAUGUUGGUUGAUGUAGCUAAAUCUGAACUACAUACUUCAUAUAUUGACUAAUUUGUGUAAUACAAAAAUUAAUUAAUUAUUGAACUAAUUAAUGAGGAUAUAAUAUAACCCAUCAAUAUGCUAUUUCAUUUCACUUUUUUUCCCCUAAUGUUAACUUACCCCCCCCCCUUCAUCUAUGUGUGUUAUUUGUAUUUUUGAUCAGAAGGGGUAAUUUUGUUGAAAAAUAAUUUAUACUACUAACAAAAUUAUUAAUUAGUAUGUCUCUUAUUGAUUUAUAUUUUUUGUUUUUCAAUCGAUUUCUAAACAAGAUUACAUACUCAAAUAUUAUUAUC
Schistosoma rodhaini is the source of this 1413-nucleotide messenger RNA. NCBI's taxonomy places the organism in Eukaryota, Metazoa, Platyhelminthes, Trematoda, Strigeidida, Schistosomatidae. The record is from the annotation of a GenBank genome assembly.